Messenger RNA from Bacillus rossius redtenbacheri, 546 nucleotides. RefSeq lists its product as uncharacterized. Bases 1 to 546 code for a protein of 181 amino acids. The record is from RefSeq and is a predicted model, not a curated record. NCBI's taxonomy places the organism in Eukaryota, Metazoa, Arthropoda, Insecta, Phasmatodea, Bacillidae. The transcript is spliced from 4 exons.
AUGCUGCUGUUCCUGGCGGGGGCCCACCUGGCGGCCCUGGGAGCGCUGCUGCUGGAGCUGCUGGCCGCGUGGAGGACUGCUCGCCGCGGGCAGCAACCCCCCCGGCAGCUCGAGUUCCUCGCGAGGGGUGCGCGGGGGGAUGGCAGCUGCGUGACAGGACACCAGCGCAAGAUGGCGGCCGACUGGACCUGGCAGUGGCAGUCGUACCGCUGCUCCCGGCCCAGGUUCCUGGUUCUGAGACCGAGCCGCGCGCAGCCGGGCGCCAAGCAGCUGGAAGAAGGGGUGACCACGUGCCCCGCCUGCCAGGUGACCAUCCACCACCAGCAGGGCGCGGGGCCCAGCCCGCGGGCCGCCUGCCCCUUCUGCGGCCAGCCCUACUCGCCCUGCUCGCCGCAGCAGCGCGCGAGCCCCAGCGACCGGCCCCUGGGGGUGGGGGUGGGCGCCGGCCGCGUGCGAGGCGACCCCUCGGGCGCCUGCUUCCGGCUGCCCGCCAUCGGCGCGGCCCUGGCCUCCGGCACGCGACCUGUUGGCGGCAGAUCGAACUAG